This is a messenger RNA of Danaus chrysippus (African queen), 1725 nucleotides long. Lineage: Eukaryota; Metazoa; Arthropoda; Insecta; Lepidoptera; Nymphalidae. The record is from the annotation of a GenBank genome assembly.
AUGGUGCUGAAGGGGUCACUGGGGGUCGAGGGGUUAGUGAUACGACCGAAGAGGGGUUGGCGAUAUCUGGUGGACUGGUCAUAUCACACGCAAUCUGUGUCGAGCUGCAUCGGGAUGCAGGCGCUGCUGUGUCUGGCGCUAUGCUGCGCUACAGUCCACGCUGCCAGCAUACUGGCUGUGCUGCCCACCAACACAAAGAGCCAUCACGUCAUGUACGGCAGGAUCAUACAAGCUCUGGCCACCAAUGGACAUAAUAUAACUGUGAUCACGCAUUUCCCUAUGAAAAAUCCGCCGCCAAACGUGGAAGAGAUCAACCUAGCCGGCACGAUUCCAGAUUUAGCCAACAACCUGACAAAACAGCAGUCGACCUUCAAACCGGACACUAUAAGGAAUUUGGAGAAUAUCAUCAAGGAAUGCGUACACGCCUGUGACGUUGUUUCCCAACACGCUGAAGUCAAAGCACUAGUCAAUUCAUCGAAAACGUUCGACCUGGUGAUAGUCGAAGUUUUUGGUAGCGAAUGCUUUCUGCCUUUCGGGAAGAGAUUCAAUGCACCCGUCGUGGGUCUACUCUCGAGUGUUCCUCUGCCCUGGCUGAACGAUCAGUUGGGAAAUCCAGAAGAAACCGCCUAUGUACCAGCCUACAUGAUGGGUUAUGGACAACACAUGAACUUAUUUGAACGCUUUAUUAACACCAUAGCAGUGAUAUGGGCUAAGGCGUUUUAUAUGAACAAAUCACAGAUUCCAUCACAGAUUAUCGCUGACAGACUGUUUGGUCAAGGUCCAAGGCUUGAAGCUUUAGCUCAGAACUAUAGCCUUGUAUUAUCCAACAGUCACUUCAGUAUAAACGAAGUAAGGCCAUUAGUACCAGCUCUGGUGGAGGUUGGAGGCUUACAUCUUGACAACACGCAACAGUUACCGAAGGAAUUAAGAAAUCUCCUGGACAAUGCUGACGAAGGAAUAAUAUAUUGGAGUUUCGGUUCAAUGUCUCGUAUCGAAACAAUCCCUUACACACAGCUGAAACAAAUAUUUGCUGCUAUAUCUGAAUUGCCACAGACCGUUCUUGUGAAAAUGAACAAGAAGAUGCUACCGGGGAAUCUGACUGUACCAGACAACAUUUAUGCUAUGGAUUGGAUACCACAGUAUAAGACUUUAUGCCAUCCAAACGUUAUAUUAUUCAUAUCUCACGGUGGUCUACUUGGUACACAAGAGGCUGUGGCGUGCAGUGUUCCUAUACUGAUGGUGCCCUUGUACGCGGAUCAGGCACUAAACGCACGUGCCAUGAGUGACCGAGGAGUCGCUAGAAUUGUGACACUACGAGAAUCAACCACAGAAAUAUGGAGAGAGGCGUUGAGACAGCUCUUGACAAAUACAAGGUACAAACAGAAAGCUAUCGAACUCAGAGAUAAAUUCAUGGACCGGCCUCUACCGCCUCUGGAGACUGGGCUAUACUGGAUCGAAUACGUCAUAAGGCACAGGGGUGCGCAUCACUUACGAUCCCCAGCUCUAGACCUGACUUACGCCGAGUACCACCUGCUGGAUGUGGCAGCCCUAAUCAUAGCCAUCACAGCCACCAUCACAUACAUACUACAUAAGCUAUUCAGAUACCUCUGCACCCGUUGCGUUCGGUGGUGCAAGAAACACACUGUUAUAGAGAAGGGACUCUUUAUAAGGAACAGCAGUUUGUUCCAGUGUUUUCUUUGGUUAUACAAAGUGAAGCCUAAUUAG